Loxodonta africana (African savanna elephant) is the source of this 1923-nucleotide messenger RNA. RefSeq names its product heparan sulfate-glucosamine 3-sulfotransferase 5 (gene HS3ST5). Gene Ontology annotation, molecular function: [heparan sulfate]-glucosamine 3-sulfotransferase activity. Bases 753 to 1790 code for a protein of 345 amino acids. The transcript is spliced from 2 exons. The record is from RefSeq and is a predicted model, not a curated record. Lineage: Eukaryota; Metazoa; Chordata; Mammalia; Proboscidea; Elephantidae.
UUCAUACUUCAUGCAUUUCUCGUUUCAAUUAUUAAUGGAUGUUUGCAGCUAUUUCUGUUCAUUUUGAGUCAUAAGGUCCCGAAAGUUUGACUCCAUCCACAUCAUUAAGGUCGACUCUACUUUGAGGAGGCAGCUCUUCCCAGUAGUAUUUUGAGUGCCUUCCAACCCGAGGGGUUCAUCUUCUGGCACUACCUCAGACAAUGUUCCUCUGCUAUUCAUAAGGUUUUCACUGUCUGUCUUGGUCUAGAAGCUCCACUGAAAUCUGUCCACCAAGGAUGACUGUGCUGGUAUUUGAAAUACUGGCGGCAAAGCUUCCAGUUUCACAGAAACACACAGGCCCCCACAACACAACAAAUCGAUAGAUGUGUGUUUAUAUAUAUACAUAUAUAUAUAUAUAUAUAAAACAUAUAUUGUACAUUACGUCCAUUAUAAUAUAUAUGCAUUUUAUUUACUUUUAAGAUUGCACAAUAGGUUAUCUAUUAGUAACUUCCCCUUAGAUUUAGUAUUUGAUCUUAUAAUAUGGACCAGGAAGAAGGAGGUAAGUUUUGCUAAGUAGCUGUUAGACCAUGAAAAUUGCAUUAAUGAUUGAUAUGGGAUAUGUCUUUAGGGUGGUGCCACUUAAUUUCCUGUAUUCAACCUACAACUGGCUGGUUUUGUGAGAAUCAACAAAGCCUGUAAGAGACAAUUGCUGAUCAGCUACCUUUUGUGUCUGUUUCUCAGGUUGCAGAAGUCCUGAAGGUUGAUGGAGGGCCAUGCUAUUCAAACAGCAGGCGUGGCUGAGACAGAAGCUCCUUGUGCUGGGAAGCCUUGCUGUUGGGAGUCUCCUGUAUCUAGUCGCCAGAGUUGGGAGCUUGGAUAGGCUACAGCCCAUUUGCCCCAUCGAGGGUCGAUUUGGAGCCCGCAAUCAGGCUGAUUUCCCGCUGCGUGCCCUGCAGUUCAAGCGUGGCCUGCUGCACGAGUUCCGGAAAGGCAACGCUUCCAAAGAGCAGAUUCGCCUUCAUGACCUGGUCCAGCAGCUCCCCAAGGCCAUUAUCAUUGGGGUCAGGAAAGGAGGCACAAGGGCCCUGCUUGAGAUGCUGAACCUCCACCCAGCAGUGGUCAAAGCCUCCCAAGAAAUCCACUUUUUUGACAAUGAUGAGAAUUAUGCCAAGGGCAUUGAGUGGUAUAGGAAAAAGAUGCCUUUUUCCUACCCGCAGCAAAUCACCAUUGAAAAGAGCCCAGCAUAUUUUAUCACAGAGGAGGUUCCUGAAAGGAUUUACAAAAUGAACUCAUCCAUCAAGUUGUUGAUCAUUGUCAGGGAGCCAACCACAAGAGCUAUUUCUGAUUAUACUCAGGUGCUAGAGGGGAAGGAGAGGAAGAACAAAACUUAUUACAAGUUUGAGAAGCUGGCAAUAGACCCCAAUACCUGUGAAGUGAACACAAAGUAUAAGGCCGUAAGAACCAGCAUCUAUACCAAACAUCUGGAAAGGUGGUUGAAGUAUUUUCCAAUUGAGCAAUUUCACAUUGUCGAUGGAGAUCGCCUCAUCACAGAACCUUUGCCAGAACUUCAGCUCGUGGAGAAGUUCUUAAAUCUUCCUCCAAGGAUAAGUCAAUACAACUUGUAUUUCAAUGCUACCAGAGGAUUUUACUGCUUGCGAUUUAACAUUAUCUUUAAUAAGUGCCUGGCGGGCAGCAAGGGGCGCAUUCAUCCAGAGGUGGACCCCUCUGUCAUUACCAAAUUGCGUAAAUUCUUUCACCCUUUUAAUCAAAAAUUUUACCAGAUCACUGGGAGAACAUUGAACUGGCCCUGAAAUAAUAAUGCCAUACAACACCAUGUGUUGUGCCUGGAGACACACAAUGUCUUCUCUAGUUUAAAAUAUGCACUUUUCUUAGACACAGCUAUCCAAGUCAUUUUUCCAUGUAUACUUGUACAUACACAGUGUG